UAGCUAUACUCUCUCUCCCCCUCCCCCCAUGUUUCUCUCUCUGACACAGUGUACCUAAUCCACCAGUUCCCCUAUUUGUUCCCUUUAUUUCUUUUUUUCUCCUUCUCUCCAUUUUUCUGCAAAUUUGUUUUCAUCCCAAACAACACUUUACCCCAAAAUCAUUCUUGUUUUCUUAGUGACACAGAUCUAAAUUCUUUGACUGCAAACCUAAGCUCCAAAGCUCACAUACACACACACUAUAUGUAUGUGUGUGUGUAUAAUGCUCGCGUAUCCGGAGAAAUUUCCAAAACCUUGAUGCGAUGGAGUAGCUAACUUUAGCUGAACAGGGUUUUCAGUUUCGGAUCUGCAAAUCUUCAUGGAGUGAAUUUGUGGGAAAAUGCGGUUAGAACAUCAUGGUCUGAGUCCGGUGAUUUCUUCCCCAUUGACCCAUUUGGAAUUCCGGAGUUUCAAGCUUAGAAAGAGCUUAUAUGGCAAAGCCUGAGCUCAGAAUUCAGAGAUAAACAUCAUAUCUGACCGGAAUGUUUCAAGGAAACCAGCAAGACCCGUAUCACUUCUACUUUCAUUUGCCUCAUAUUGAGCAACUCCCCAUGAAACUCUGCUCUAGUUUUCCAUUGCUUCCUUCCAUUUUUGUCAUUAUCACUCUUCUUCCUCUAGCUCUUGCUGAUCUGUAUUCAGAUAAACAAGCCCUUCUGGCUUUUGCUAAUGCUGUGCCCCAUGGUCGGAAAGUCAACUGGAGCCCUGGUACCCCAAUUUGCACAUCUUGGGUAGGCAUCAAAUGCAAUCCAAAUGGUACCCGUGUGCUUGAACUUCGACUUCCUGGCGUUGGACUCACAGGUCCCAUCCCUUCCGACAGUCUUGGAAAAUUAGAUGCGUUGAGUGUUCUCAGCCUUCGAUCCAAUCUCCUCAACGGAACUCUUCCUUCUGAUAUCACUUCCCUUCCAUCGCUACACUACCUCUUCCUCCAGCAUAAUAACUUCUCUGGUGAUGUUCCGGCCUCCUAUUCUUCCCAACUCAAUGUUCUGGAUCUCUCAUUCAAUAGCUUCACAGGCAACAUUCCACUAACAAUCCAGAAUUUGACGCAACUCACUGGAUUGAAUCUUCAGAACAACUCCCUUUCUGGACCCAUUCCCAAUUUCACCUUCCCAAGGCUCAAGCGUUUGAAUUUAAGCUACAACCAUCUUAAUGGUUCUAUCCCAUCUUCCCUCCAAAAUUUCCCCAACUCUUCAUUUGUAGGGAAUUCUUUAUUAUGUGGACCACCACUUAGUGCCUGCUUUCUCCCUCCACCUUCCCCUUCACCCAAUUUCUUUCCACCCCCACCAAAAGUGCCUCAAAAACCGAGCUCCGGAAAGAAACUCACAAGAGCAGCUAUUAUUGCCAUUGCAGUUGGAGGGGCUGCAGUGCUAUUUAUUUUGGCUCUAAUCAUAUUCUUCUGUUGUUUGAAGAGGAAGAAUAGAGAGGGCAGCAGUGUGUUGAAAGGAAAGGCUACCGGUGGUGGGAGGAGUGAUAAACCAGAGGAGUUUGGGAGUGGGGUGCAAGAGCCUGAGAAGAACAAGCUAGUAUUCUUUGAAGGCUGUUCGUAUAAUUUUGAUCUUGAAGAUUUGUUAAGGGCUUCAGCUGAGGUCCUAGGAAAGGGUAGUUAUGGGACUGCAUACAAGGCUGUCUUGGAGGAGGCUACAACGGUGGUGGUAAAACGGUUGAAAGAAGUAGGAGCAGGGAAGAAGGAUUUUGAUCAACAGAUGGAGAUUAUAGGUCGAGUUGGACAACAUCCCAAUGUUGUGCCACUCCGCGCUUACUAUUACUCUAAGGAUGAGAAGCUCCUAGUUUAUGAUUAUAUCCCCAAUGGCAGCUUGUCGGCAGUCUUGCAUGGAAACAGGAGUACAGGAAGAACUUCGCUAGACUGGGACUCCAGAAUUAAGAUCUCCCUUGGAGCUGCAAGAGGCAUUGCCCAUAUACAUUCUGUUGGUGGUGGGAAAUUUACUCAUGGCAACAUCAGGUCCUCAAAUGUGCUUCUCAACCAAGAUCAAGAUGGAUGUGUCUCCGAUUUUGGCCUGGCACCUCUUAUGAACUUCCCUACUGCUCCAACUCGUUAUCCAGGAUACCGUGCUCCUGAGGUGAUAGAAACCAAAAAGCAAACUCAUAAAUCAGAUGUAUACAGCUUUGGUGUCCUCCUACUUGAGAUGUUAACUGGAAAACAACCACAACAAUCACCAGGGCGUGAUGAAAUGGUUGAUCUUCCUAGGUGGGUCCAGUCAGUUGUGAGGGAGGAAUGGACAGCUGAAGUUUUUGAUGUUGAGUUGAUGAGGUUCCAGAACAUUGAAGAAGAGAUGGUGCAGAUGCUGCAAAUUGCCAUGGCGUGUGUGGUAAGAGUUCCAGACAUGAGGCCCAACAUGGACGAAGUUGUUCGAAUGAUUGAAGAAAUCCGGCAAUCUGACUCGGAGAACCGGGCAUCUUCAGAAGAGAACAAAUCCUAGGACUCGAAUGUGCAGACUCCAUAAUUGCAUUGAAUUCAUUGCUCUCUGAUUUCAAGCUUCCAUCUAUCAUUUCUCAGAAUUCAUCUGAUUCAGAAACGCAAGAUUGUCUCCCAAACCAUACACUGCCUAAUUAGGUAUCCCCAAGGAGAAUCAAAUCUUAUGUGCAUGUAAGGUGUCAAAGUGUGAAUCUAUCCAAUUCCUAUGUUUUUUCUUUAGUUAUGUAGGUUCAUUUUGCUCUCUUCAGGAAGGGUUUUUUUUUUUUUUUUUCAUGAUUUGUUCUAAGAAAGUUAUUUCAAAACCAACACCAUUUGAUUGAUGAUCUUUGUAUUCUUUAAUUAAAAAGAGGGUUGUCUCCAGUUUUUUCUUUCA
Messenger RNA from Cornus florida, 2840 nucleotides. RefSeq names its product probable inactive receptor kinase At5g58300. Gene Ontology annotation, biological process: protein phosphorylation. Lineage: Eukaryota; Viridiplantae; Streptophyta; Magnoliopsida; Cornales; Cornaceae. The transcript is spliced from 3 exons. Bases 519 to 2471 code for a protein of 650 amino acids. Gene Ontology annotation, molecular function: protein kinase activity; protein binding; ATP binding. The record is from RefSeq and is a predicted model, not a curated record.